GUCCGGUUUUGCGGAGCGGCGAGGAAGCUCCUCCGUCCUCCGGAGAGCAGGUUUUAGGGGGUCCCGCUUUCGAUGAGGACGGUCGGCGGUAGCGCGGCUCCGCUGCUCGGGAGCUCCUGCCGCGCACGUGGCUUCAGUAGCCGGGCGCAUGAAUCGGCGGGAGGGAGAAGCUUCGGCCGAUGGUGGCGGCCUCUCGGGCGGGAGAAACGCUCGGCGGCUCCGCCGUUUGGGGACCGAGGCCUUUUGCCUCGGACGCUGCUUGGGGUCAGCUGCCCUCUUCUCGGAGCGCUGCUGCGCUGGCCCCAAAGGGCCCGGGAGCCUCUUUCCCCCCAGGCCAGAAGCCGCCCAAUGUCCUCAACGCCCGUGCCGUCUGCCUGGCAGAGAAUGGGCGGGAUGGGCCCCAGGCCGCCUCCGCAGCGCUUGCCGCCGGUCUGGCCAGGGCUUGGUUGGCGGAGGAGGAAUUGCUUCGCUCUCCGCUUGUCUUAGGAUCACUUCAGGAGGGAGAUGGGACUAUGAAGGCGGCUCUGUGGACGGACUGGAGGCCGGCUGAAGGCGGGACCGUUUCUGCCUUCAGCAGGGUCCUGGGGGGAGGGGUCUGAAAUCAUACAUGUGGUUGCAAAUGUAACUCUCCCCCCAGCAAAUGGCGGAUGACGCCGGUGCCGCGGGAGCGGCAGGAGCAGGAGGAGCCGCCGCCGCCACCGCCGCCAGGGGCGGCUUCCGAGGAGGCUUCGGCAGUGGAGGCCGGGGCCGGGGAAGAGGCCGGGGCCGUGGUCGCGGUCGUGGUCGCGGGGCUCGAGGCAAAGCUGAGGACAAAGAAUGGAUGCCUGUGACCAAACUAGGUCUUGUAAAAGACAUGAAGAUCAAAUCUCUGGAAGAGAUCUACCUUUUCUCUCUUCCAAUCAAGGAGUCUGAAAUCAUUGACUUCUUCCUGGGUUCUUCGCUGAAGGAUGGUUUGAAAAUCAUGCCAGUGCAGAAGCAAACAAGGGCAGGCCAGCGCACCAGGUUCAAGGCCUUUGUUGCCAUUGGGGAUUACAACGGUCAUGUUGGCCUUGGGGUCAAGUGCUCUAAAGAAGUUGCCACGGCCAUUCGUGGAGCCAUCAUCCUGGCAAAACUCUCCAUCGUGCCAGUGAGGCGAGGCUAUUGGGGAAACAAGAUUGGCAAGCCUCACACAGUGCCAUGCAAGGUGACAGGCCGGUGUGGGUCUGUCCUGGUUCGCCUCAUUCCUGCCCCACGUGGCACAGGGAUUGUGUCUGCCCCCGUUCCCAAGAAGCUACUGAUGAUGGCGGGAAUCGAUGACUGCUACACCUCGGCCAGGGGCUGCACUGCUACCUUGGCAAUUUUGGUACGGCUUUGAGUCCACUUUGAUGCUAUCUCCAAGACCUACAGUUAUCUGACCCCUGAUCUUUGGAAAGAAACUAUCUUCACUAAAUCUCCUUAUCAGGAAUUUACUGAUCAUCUGGCGAAGACCCACGCCACCAGAGUGUCUGUGCAAAGAACUCAGGCAGCUGCUGUGGCAACCACCUAAAAAUUGUGUACAUUGCCAAUAAAGUAAUCCUGAAGUUUUAAACCAA
Molecule: messenger RNA, 1571 nt
Organism: Thamnophis elegans (Western terrestrial garter snake)
Lineage: Eukaryota; Metazoa; Chordata; Lepidosauria; Squamata; Natricidae
Gene: RPS2
Product: ribosomal protein S2
Biological process (GO): translation
Cellular component (GO): ribosome; cytosolic small ribosomal subunit
Molecular function (GO): RNA binding; structural constituent of ribosome
Source: RefSeq, a predicted model, not a curated record